Messenger RNA from Oncorhynchus keta (chum salmon), 1219 nucleotides. RefSeq names its product probable E3 ubiquitin-protein ligase HERC1. NCBI's taxonomy places the organism in Eukaryota, Metazoa, Chordata, Actinopteri, Salmoniformes, Salmonidae. The record is from RefSeq and is a predicted model, not a curated record. The transcript has 8 exons. Bases 79 to 963 code for a protein of 294 amino acids.
CUGUCUCUCUGUCCAUCCCCACCCCCAGGCUUUGUGGUGACCCAGCUGGUGACGUCGUGUGGCAGCGACGGUCACUCCAUGGCGCUGACAGAGAGCGGCGAGGUGUUCAGCUGGGGAGACGGAGACUACGGGAAGCUGGGACACGGAAACAGUGACCGUCAGAGACGACCGCGACAGAUCGAAGCCCUGCAGGGAGAGGAGGUGGUGCAGAUGUCCUGCGGGUUCAAGCACUCCGCGGUGGUGACCGCUGAUGGGAGGCUGUUCUCCUUCGGGAACGGGGACUAUGGCAGGCUUGGGCUGGGAAACACCUCCAACAAGAAGCUCCCUGAGAAGGUCACUGCGUUGGAGGGGUACCAGGUCGGACAGGUGGCGUGUGGUCUGAAUCACACCGUAGCCGUCUCCGUCGAUGGAAUGAUGGUCUGGGCCUUCGGAGACGGAGACUACGGGAAACUGGGCCUGGGGAAUUCUACCGCCAAGUCCUCUCCUCAGAAGGUGGACGUUCUCUGUGGCCUCGGCAUCAAGAAGGUGUCCUGUGGAACUCAGUUCUCUGUUGCCCUCACUAAAGAUGGCAACGUGUACACGUUCGGACAAGACCGACUCAUAGGGCUGCCGGAGGGCCGGGCCAGGAACCACAACCGUCCCCAGGUGGUGCCAGCUCUGUCUGACGUGUUUAUACAGGAUGUGGCUGUGGGGGCCGAACACACACUGGUCCUGUCCUCCACCGGAGAGGUCUAUACCUGGGGCAGCAACUCAGAGGGACAGUUGGGUCUGGGCCACACCAACCAUGUGAGAGAGCCCACCCUGGUGACAUCACUACAGGGGAAGGACAUUCACCAGGUCUCUGCUGGUCGCUGUCACUCUGCUGCCUGGACCGCUCCGUCUGUCCCUCCCGGGCUCCGGGUUCCUCCGUACCCCUCCAGCUCGGCCUGCCGUCAGCGGUGCCUCCCCAGUUCAGCUCUCUGAGAGAGGUCAGCAUGGAGGCAGUCCGGGCCAGACUACGUGUUCUUUAUCACUUCUCUGACCUCAUGUACUCAUCAUGGAGAUUACUCAACCUCAGCCCCAACAACCAGAGCUGUACGUCCCACUACAACACAGGGACGUGGGGCAUCGUCCAGGGCCAGCUGAGGCCCCUGCUGGCCCCCAGAGUCUAUACUCUCCCCAUGGUGAGGUCCAUAGGGAAGACUAUGGUGCAAGGAAAGAACUAUGGACCCCAAAUCAC